Molecule: messenger RNA, 879 nt
Organism: Aureobasidium uvarum
Lineage: Eukaryota; Fungi; Ascomycota; Dothideomycetes; Dothideales; Saccotheciaceae
Source: the annotation of a GenBank genome assembly
AUGCCUGCUGACGCCGAUGCUGAUACCUUCUAUUACAAUGCUGCCUUCGUUGCCGAGUGGAUGCUACCAACAGACCUCAGACUUCGCUUGCCCGAGGCUCUUGUGACAGAGCUUGACGACUGGAAAGCUGCAGGCGCCGCCGUUUGCACAGCCCUGGCUCGAAUUGACAAGCUCGAUGACGAAAGUCUUCACCGAGGCUGGCCCUCCAGACCCAACGGACAUCUCUCGCGUACUACUUCUGACUGCUCCGCCGUUGGAUCCCUCCAGUUUCCUACCACAGGAUCUAUGGAGAUGUCGUCUCCUCAGACACGAGUUGCUCUGCCCUCACUUCAGACGAGUUUCGGCAGCACCUUAUCGACCACUCCAAACACACCACCUUUUACUCCCCGCGACAGCAUCGUGGGCGAUGAGGUUGAUGAGAUCAGCGCAUCAUUUCGCGACAAGGUCAGUCUCGAGCACGUUAAUUCCAUGUUGGCCACCAGAGUUCGACGCGCUUCAGAGUCUGCUGAUUCUCCUUCGCCAAUCAUGAGCCCUAUCUCUCGUCAAUCCUCGAACGAACUCGCCUUUGGUACCGAUCAACUGUUCGACGAGAGUGCUUGGGAAACAUUCCUGCGUUCGUAUGAAGCCGAGCUCGACCAUCUUCGAUCGGAGACAUUGGUUCGUUUCAGGCACAUUGGCAAGUCUGUAGACAGACUUUGGCUGCAUCUCAGAUGCGAUGGUGUACAUCCAGUCUCUAGAUCGACGGCUGCUGAGUUCGUCGCCUGGUGGGAAAGGAUGAACGAGAAGGAGCAGGAGUACGAGAAAGAAGUCCAGACGCUGGAAGUGCCUCAACUCGAGCUGGUCAGUUUCCAACGCGCAUCACAAGGUCUGUCUACCUGA